AGUACACUAUUCUAAUUCUCUCUCUCUUAACAAACGGGUUUUAAUCCAUUCGAUAAAGAUCAUGAACCUUGAAGAGAAACCAACCAUGGCUUCAAGGGCUUCAUCUCAAGCCGAACAUCUCUAUUACGUCCGGUGCAGCAUCUGCAACACUAUCCUCGCGGUUGGAAUACCAUUGAAGAGAAUGCUUGACACUGUAACGGUGAAAUGUGGCCAUUGUGGUAACCUCUCGUUUCUCACAACAAGCCCUCCUCUUCAAGGCCAUGUCAGCCUCACCCUUCAGAUGCAGAGCUUUGGUGGGAGUCAUGAGUAUAAGAAGGGAAGCUCUUCUUCCUCCUCCUCCUCUACCUCCAGUGACCAGCCACCAUCUCCGAGACCACCCUUUGUCGUUAAACCUCCUGAGAAGAAACAGAGACUUCCAUCAGCUUACAACCGCUUCAUGAGGGAUGAGAUACAACGCAUAAAGAGUGCGAAUCCGGAAAUACCACAUCGUGAAGCUUUCAGCGCGGCUGCGAAAAAUUGGGCUAAGUACAUACCCAAUUCUCCUACUUCCAUCACUUCCGGAGGCAACAACAUCAAUGGUUUGGGAUUUGGUGAGAAGAAAUGAAAUCCCAAGGAAAAGCCUAAAAAUAACAAACGCACGUGUGCGAGUCCAAACUUUCCUGCGAAGGGUUUAAUUUAUGGCGUCGUUUUUCUCAUCUUGUGUUGUUGAUGUUGUUUUAAGUUCGUGUGUAUUUUCUGUUGUAUGUCUCUCAUGUAACAGAAAUGAUGUUGCCUUUAACUAGUUUAUGACUUUAUAUUUCUGUUCUGUCUGUCUUAGAUUUGAAAGUUACGUUACUUUGCUUAUGCUGUCUUCUUUUGGACGUUUAUGUCGGGACUUUAAAUUUGUCUUAAAUCCUAUCAA
Eutrema salsugineum is the source of this 901-nucleotide messenger RNA. RefSeq names its product protein CRABS CLAW. Lineage: Eukaryota; Viridiplantae; Streptophyta; Magnoliopsida; Brassicales; Brassicaceae. Gene Ontology annotation, biological process: leaf development; multicellular organism development; cell fate commitment. Bases 62 to 604 code for a protein of 180 amino acids. Gene Ontology annotation, cellular component: nucleus. The transcript is spliced from 7 exons. The record is from RefSeq and is a predicted model, not a curated record.